CAAGUUUGCGGGAAGGGUGAAGAGGACGGCUCAGGUACUUACAAGGUGCAAAGUUGUCAAAACAAACGAGUGUUAUCACUAUGAAAUAUUAUUUUUCAAUUUCAAUUUUCAUUCAGUUUUUCCACUUCUUUAUUUGAUAUAAAAUUUGAAUUUUAUGUAAUUAUUGAACGAACGAAUUACCGGCGUUACUUUUUAAUGUAAAAGUUUUAUUAAUUUGAAGAUUUAUACUGGAACAGAUCGCGAAAAAUGAAAAAACGCGUUGUCGUUACGGGUCUAGGUGUUAUUUCCCCGGCUGGUUGCAAUAAAUCGGAUUUAUGGAAAAAUGUGUUAUCCGGAACCUCUUGUAUUACAAAAUCCAACAUAGAACAUCCCGAGCAUGAGAAAUUCCCCAGCAAAGUGGCAGGCAUAGUAUCCGAGAAAGAAAUGACGAAUCUGAUUAAAAAAUAUGGAAUGGCCGAGAGCUACCUCAAAACGAUGACAAGAUCGACUCGUAUGGCUAUUCUAGCGACCGAAGAAGCCAUUAACGAUGCGAAACUGGAAAAUAUAAGCGAACAAUUGAAAGAACAAACCGGAGUGGCGGUAGGAAGCGGAUUGCCCGAUUUUUCAGACAUACUGGAAUCUGGAAGGAUGUUAGAAAAAUCUUAUAAUCGUUUGAGUCCUUACUUCAUUCCAAAAAUACUCCAAAAUAUGGCUUCGGGUCAAAUAAGCAUGAGAUACGGUUUUCAAGGUCCGAAUCAUUGCGCAUCUACCGCAUGUGCUACCGGUGCUCAUGCUAUCGGCGAUAGCUUUAAAAUCAUACAAAACGGUAUGGCUACCAUCAUGGUGAGCGGAGGCACCGACGCAUGUUUAAACCCACUAACCGUUGCUGGAUUUUGUCGAUUACGAGCAUUAUCGACAAAUUUCAACGAUACACCUGAAAAAGCCUCCAGACCUUUCGACGAAAAACGCGAUGGUUUCGUGAUAGCAGAAGGAGCUGCGGUAUUAAUUUUAGAAGAAUUGGAACACGCUCUAUCUAGAAAUGCGACUAUUUAUGCCGAAAUUUUAGGAUACGGAUUAUCUGGCGAUGCUUCAAAUUUAACAACACCUCACCAAGAUGGAAAAGGAGCUGUAUUGGCUAUGCAGCAAGCGAUCAAAGACGCCGAAGGAGUUACUAAAAAUGACAUCACAUAUGUAAAUGCUCACGCUACAUCCACUCCUAUCGGAGAUCAAAUCGAAUUAUCCGCUAUCGGUUCGCUAUUGCAAGGAAAUGGCAAAAUAAUCGUAUCAUCUAUGAAAGGAUGCCAUGGUCAUUUAUUAGGAGCUGCUGGUUGUAUCGAAACACUCAGCACAGUAUUAGCGUGUUACCAUGCAGUUAUACCUCCGACAGCGAAUUUGGAACAAUGCUGUUCGAAUAAUCCCUCGUUGAAAUGUAUUACUGAAAAACAAGAGUGGAAAGAUGUCAGUAGACGGAUAGCGUUGAAAAAUGCGUUUGGAUUUGGGGGAACGAAUGCGUCGCUGUGUAUUUCGAAUUUCUAGUUUCGAUUUUAAUUGUAAUUAUGAAUAAUGAAUUUGUUACCGGUAUUUUAAUAAUGUUCCAGUUUUUCCUAUUUAGAAAUAAAUUACGUUUGUUUUGAA
Molecule: messenger RNA, 1614 nt
Organism: Planococcus citri (citrus mealybug)
Lineage: Eukaryota; Metazoa; Arthropoda; Insecta; Hemiptera; Pseudococcidae
Product: 3-oxoacyl-[acyl-carrier-protein] synthase, mitochondrial
Exons: 1
Coding region: 247-1515 (422 amino acids)
Biological process (GO): fatty acid biosynthetic process
Cellular component (GO): mitochondrion
Molecular function (GO): 3-oxoacyl-[acyl-carrier-protein] synthase activity
Source: RefSeq, a predicted model, not a curated record